UCUCUUUCCCCUGAAUUCAGUAAUGAGAGAAGUAGGGUUUCGAGCUUCGUACGAUUGUGGACAUAUAAUAAUUUUAAUCUAGGGUUUUUCCUGAGAUCCUGCAUGGAGGAAUUCGACUCGCUAUUCCUCUUCACCCGCCUCCGCGAUCAUCUGCGUCUUUUCUCCGCUUCGUCGGCGGUGGCGGCGAGUUGCGCGGGGGGCGAAGAUGCGGCGGACGAGUGCCGCGACGAUGCCGCGGCGCUGCCGCUGAAAAUGGCGGCGAUCGCGUCGAUCCUGAUCGCCGGACUGGCUGGCGUGGCGAUCCCCCUCGUGGGGCGAAGGCGGCGGCUCGUUCGGGCGGACGGGGGGAUCUUCGUCUCCGCGAAGGCGUUCGCCGCCGGCGUGGUACUCGCCACCGGCUUCGUCCACAUGCUACACGGCGCCGACUCCGCGCUCUCCGAUCCUUGCCUUCCGGAAUCUCCCUGGCGCCAAUUCCCCUUCCCCGGCUUCGUCGCCAUGUUGGCCGCGCUCGGAACCUUACUGGUCGACAUUUUGGCCACGAAGUUCUAUGAGCGGAAGCACCGCCGAAAUAACACGAAAAAAACGGCGGCGGCGGCGGCGGACGAUGUUCCGGAUGGAAUCGCCGUCAUCGCCGUGGCGCCGGAGCCGGACGACUCGGCGGCGGAGGGAAAGGAAUUCGGCGGCGCGCACGUGCACGGCGGCGGCGACUGCGAGGAAGGUGGCGGGGUGGCUUCGCACGUGCGGCACGUAGUCGUGUCACAGAUACUGGAGCUGGGGAUAGUGUCGCACUCGGUGAUCAUCGGGCUCUCAUUAGGCGUGUCGCAGAGCCCCUGCACGAUACGGCCCCUAAUCGCGGCUCUCUCUUUCCACCAGUUGUUCGAGGGCUUCGCAUUGGGUGGAUGCAUCGCUCAGGCACAAUUCAACAAUGUGUCGGCAGUUCUGAUGGCGGGGUUCUUUGCGGUCACGACGCCUGCAGGUAUAGCUGCCGGGGCGGCUGCGGCAUCGUUCUACAAUGCCGAUAGCCCGAGAGCGCUGGUGGUGGAGGGGUUACUGGAUUCGGCAUCGGCCGGGAUCCUAAUCUACAUGGCGUUGGUUGAUCUCAUCGCAGCGGAUUUCCUUAAGCAGCAGCAGCAGCAGAUGAGCAGCAACGGCCGCCUACGGGCGGCGUCCUACCUCGCCCUCUUCCUUGGGGCACUGGCUAUGUCGUCCCUCGCCAUAUGGGCUUAACUAUGUUAUUAUUUGCGGCGGCAGCGACGGUGGCAGUUGCAACUUGGCCAAUAUUUUGUACAAAAUAAGUUAUUUUUUUCUUUUUUAGUUGAUCAAAAGAAAAAAUUUGAAAAUAUCGUUGGAUACUGUUUGUAAUUGUUUGGGAGUUGGCUAUGAGGAUUGUGCUGCUACCAAUUAUAGCAAUUGAAAUCGGAGCAGGCUUGAAUCCGUUUUAGAUUU
Ananas comosus (pineapple) is the source of this 1446-nucleotide messenger RNA. RefSeq names its product zinc transporter 10-like. NCBI's taxonomy places the organism in Eukaryota, Viridiplantae, Streptophyta, Magnoliopsida, Poales, Bromeliaceae. Gene Ontology annotation, biological process: zinc ion transmembrane transport. The transcript is spliced from 5 exons. Gene Ontology annotation, cellular component: plasma membrane. The coding region runs from base 103 to 1227 and encodes 374 amino acids. Gene Ontology annotation, molecular function: zinc ion transmembrane transporter activity. The record is from RefSeq and is a predicted model, not a curated record.